GGUGGCGGGCUGACGGUGGUGGUGGUAGUGGGAGUGUUUAGUGGUAGUGGUUAGUUUCGUCACACACACACACACACACACACACACACUUAUAUAUAUACUCAAACACCCGUAAACACAUCCAUAACAUGCAUAUAUACACCCAAACACACACACACACACAUACAAACAAAGUGAAGUAUUGAAAAGGAGUGAACCAGCAGUACGAACCGUGGUCAACCUAUUGCCAUCCUUGACCACAACCCUCCACACUGCCUUGCCUUCAUAUACUUAGGCGCAGACGUGUAGAUGGAAGGAGUAGAAGGAAGAAAAAACGAGAAACAAAGGAGGAGGACGAAGAAGAAAGGAGAAAAGGAAGUGGAGGAGGAGGAGGAGGAGGAGGAGGAGCCAAGCCGCGAUAUUUACGUCACAAUCACAGCAUCACAGUGUCCACACAGCCCCACAGCCCCGCCCCAGCCUUGCUCCAGCCUCUCAUCCCACCGCCCCAUGGCCCAGUGAACCACGCCGCCCCACAGCCCCGCCAGCAUGAUGGGGGGGGUGCGGUAGCCAGUAUGGGGCAGAGUGCGAGCCACCAUCACCACCACCACAUCCACCACCACCACCACCACUGUCCCAUGGAUGCCCCACAGGACAGCCCCGCCUCGCCCCGGCAGGUGAGGCAGCGCGUGCAGCAGCAGCAGCAGGAGAGGGAGCUGAGUGAGGGUGUCGGGGCCGGGGCGGGGCCUGGCGGGUGCUGCGGGACGGCCUCCUGCAGCUGUGGGGGGGGCCUGUCCUCCACCGCCGCCCUGUAUGGCACCACCCCAGCCCCACGCACCCCGGACACCACCCCGCCUCGCCCCGUGGUGGUGACGCCGCCCCGCUCCCUGCCCCCACACCACCACCACCACCACCACCAGUGGCCAGAGUCGCCGUCCACCCCAGGGGGUGUGAACCCCGCCACUGCUUCCCCCAGCGGGUGCAGCUGUGGGCCAGGGGGUGGGGCAGGGCGGGGCUGCAGCCACUGGUGCUCCGCCUGUCGGGUGCGGGUCCAACUGCAGGUGGAGUGUGUUGGGGGCGUGGAGGGGCGCCCCGCUGCUUCCCGGGGUGGCCGCCUGCGCACCCUGGCCUUCCCUAAGCGGGGCCGGCACAAGGCCAAGGCGCCGCCCCGCGACGCCCCGCCACAGCCCAAGAAGAAGAAGGCGCCCUGGACGCUGCGCCUCAACUGUCGCCUCCGCCCCUCCAAGGGCGAGGCGGAGGAGGCCCCGGGGGCGCCCCAGGCAGCCGCCGCCAGUGUGGGGUGCGGGGGCUGCAUGUGCCCCGGCCUGCGCCGCCCUGACCCAGACCCCCUGCACUCCCUCCACCACCUGCACCUCCACCACACUCGCUCCGCCCCAGAGGAGAGUGCGGGGGGCGGGGGAGGUGGAGCAGCGUCGCCGGGCGGGGCGGUGGCGCUGCGUGCCCCGGUCAUUGACCUGUCCCGGUUCAACCCCGAGGCAUUCCCCAUCGAGGACUGGGAGGAGCGGGCGCGGCAGGAGCGGGCGCGUGAGAUGGCGGAGGGGGUGGAGCCCCCCCCAGGCUUCACCUCAGACCCUGCCCCGGGGGCUGUGGGGAGCCUGGCCCUGACACACCUGCAGCUGCAGCACCAGCACCACCUGCAGCUGCAGCAGGCGGGGGCGGCGGCCGCCAGCCUGCCGGUGCCGUACAACCCCAUGCUGGACCUGCACCUGCUGCUGGAGCGGUCGCUGCGCCUGGGCCUGGCGGGGCCCGGGGCGCUGCUGCAGCAGGUGGGGCGGCUGGCGGGGAGUGGCGGGGCAGGGGGAGGUGAGGGGGCGGUGGUGCAGCGGACGGUGCACACACAGGUGGACUACAUCCACUGCCUGGUGCCGGACCUGCUGGCCAUCACCAACUGUGUGUUCUACUGGGGCAAGAUGGACCGCUACGAGGCGGAGCGGCUGCUGGAGGGGCGGCCGGAGGGCACCUUCCUGCUGCGGGACUCAGCGCAGGAGGAGUACCUGUUCAGCGUGUCAUUCCGUCGGUACGGGCGGUCGCUGCACGCCCGGAUAGAGCAGUGGAACCACCGCUUCAGCUUUGACUCGCAUGACCCGGGGGUGUUCGCCGCACACACCGUCUGUGGCCUCAUUGAGCACUACAAGGACCCCUCAUGCUGCAUGUUCUUUGAGCCCAUGCUGACCAACCCCCUGCCCCGCACCUUCCCCUUCCCCCUGCAGCACCUCUGCCGCGCCGCCAUCUGCUCCACCACCACCUACGACGGCAUCACCACCCUCCGCCUCCCCAAGCCCCUCCACGCCUACCUCAAGGAGUACCACUACAAACAGAGGGUCCGUGUCAGGAGGCUGGACCACUAGGACAACACCACCACCACUCACAACACCACUGCAACACCACAACACCACUACAACAUCACCAACCAGGAGGCUCAACCAUUAGGACAACACCACCACCAAUCACAACACUCCAACACCACUACACCACCUCUACAACACCUUCAAUACCACUGCAACACCAACACCACCACCAACCAGGAGGCUCGACCACUAGGACACCAAUACACCAAUGACAACAUCACUACAACACCAUUUCGAACCAACAUCAACACCACUGCCACUACACCACGACAAACAGAGGGUCCAUAUCAGGAGGACAGCAACAACACCACAACACCACACCAGAAUCACUCAACACACCAUGCAACACCACAAGACAACACCUCAACACCACUGGAACACCUGCAACACCUCUAACACCACUACAACACCAUUGCAAUACCAACAAUGCUAGGACAACUUCUCAACACCACUGCAACACCUCCAACACCACCAGGACAACACCAC
Portunus trituberculatus (swimming crab) is the source of this 2831-nucleotide messenger RNA. RefSeq lists its product as uncharacterized. The transcript is spliced from 3 exons. Gene Ontology annotation, molecular function: 1-phosphatidylinositol-3-kinase regulator activity. Gene Ontology annotation, cellular component: phosphatidylinositol 3-kinase complex. Gene Ontology annotation, biological process: phosphatidylinositol phosphate biosynthetic process; intracellular signal transduction. The record is from RefSeq and is a predicted model, not a curated record. NCBI's taxonomy places the organism in Eukaryota, Metazoa, Arthropoda, Malacostraca, Decapoda, Portunidae. Bases 552 to 2345 code for a protein of 597 amino acids.